GGCAUUAGCAAGCUCUGGGAGUGGCUGCUGACGAUGUGACUGGUCCCCGUGGCCAGGACCCGGCAGAGCCCCAGCAGGUGCAGCCUGGUGAGGGUGUCACUCUGGGCCCCGCUCCACGCGGCACCAUGAACAACAACUUCUGCCACGCCCUGGUGGACCGGAGGCCCAUGGGGGCCCCCACCUGCAUGCAGCUGGGCGUCGUGCCCCCGCCCCCGCAGGCGCCCCUGCCCCCCGCUGAGCCCCUGGGCCCCGCGCCCUUCCUGCUGUACCCGGGCCCCGCGGAGCCGCCCUAUUGCGACGCCUACGCGGGGGUGUUCCCCUACGUGCCCUUCCCCGGGGCCUUCGGGGUCUACGACUACCCCUUCGAGCCCGCCUUCAUCCAGAAGCGCAACGAGCGCGAGCGGCAGCGGGUCAAGUGCGUCAAUGAGGGUUACGCGCGCCUGCGCGGGCACCUGCCGGGCGCCCUGACCGAGAAGCGGCUGAGCAAGGUGGAGACACUGCGCGCCGCCAUCCGCUACAUCAAGCACCUGCAGGAGCUGCUGAGCGCCCCGCCCGACGGCCCGGCCUGCGCGCCGCCCCAGGCGGCCGACGCCUCCCGCUUCUCCUCCUCUCCUUUCUUAGAGAACGAGGAAUCCAGCCAGUGACCCGGCCCGAGGCCGCAGACCCCGCCCGUGGCCACGACAGCCUCCCAACCCACCAGCU
This is a messenger RNA of Oryctolagus cuniculus (rabbit), 702 nucleotides long. It is a transcript of the gene ASCL5, whose product is annotated as achaete-scute family bHLH transcription factor 5. NCBI's taxonomy places the organism in Eukaryota, Metazoa, Chordata, Mammalia, Lagomorpha, Leporidae. Gene Ontology annotation, molecular function: protein dimerization activity; RNA polymerase II transcription regulatory region sequence-specific DNA binding; DNA-binding transcription factor activity, RNA polymerase II-specific. Gene Ontology annotation, biological process: developmental process; regulation of transcription by RNA polymerase II. The record is from RefSeq and is a predicted model, not a curated record.